This is a messenger RNA of Chelonia mydas (Green sea turtle), 3470 nucleotides long. RefSeq names its product cyclic nucleotide gated channel subunit alpha 2 (gene CNGA2). The transcript has 7 exons. The record is from RefSeq and is a predicted model, not a curated record. Gene Ontology annotation, cellular component: intracellular cyclic nucleotide activated cation channel complex; plasma membrane. Gene Ontology annotation, biological process: potassium ion transport; monoatomic cation transmembrane transport. NCBI's taxonomy places the organism in Eukaryota, Metazoa, Chordata, Testudines, Cheloniidae. Bases 847 to 2880 code for a protein of 677 amino acids. Gene Ontology annotation, molecular function: intracellularly cGMP-activated cation channel activity; cGMP binding; protein-containing complex binding.
GAUUAAUGGACAGCCCUAAUUGCAACAGAUACCCGCGUGCCCAGUUGAGCUGCAGAAUGGUCUGUGGAUUCUGUAGCACAUAGCAGGUGACUGAGUCCAGGACCCUGUUUUGAGAAGUACAGGGAUGAAUUCACAAUCCUCCAGAAAUAAACCCCUCCCCAUUUUGUGCUCACAGGAGAGAGGAACUCUCCACUGUGAUGAGAUUCUUCUCCUUCUUGAGGGCUGGCUGGGGGGACUCCCUGCUACGCCCUCGUGGGGAGGGGUCCUGUCUCAGCCAGGAUGCCUUUUGUGGAGUGGGGUGAGGAGUUUCCUCCUUCUCAGGACUGACUCACUCUGCUGACUUACUGCUCCCGGCCUGCUGCCUUGGAAGCGAAGAGCCUGAGCACCAAAGCUGGGUCUCUAUUGGCAGAAGAGAGCAUGGAUCCUAGAGCUCCUGGGUCAGUGUGAAAUGGGCACAGUAACAUUGACUGGGAAAUAAUGCUGGGAGACACUGGCAGUGGGAGCAGGAGGUUAGCACUUGCAAACCAGUUUGCACCCCACUUCCCCUCAAUGUUACUUUCUCUGCUGGGGGACCGGAGGGCUCCAGGGCUUUGUAGGGGAAUGUGGAGUUUUUUUCUAAGCUCCUGUUCCGUGGCCUCUGCAAUGAGAGUUUUUUGUGUUCUCGGUUCCAUUCCUAAGGGACAGGUGUUCACACCGAAGCAACCAGAAUUGGCACUAGCUGGCCCCUUCAGAGGCAGUCUCAGCAGAGAGUGGGACCUGGAAACCAACCUCCCUUCUUCUCCUCUGCUGAGGUGACCGCCCCUGUCAGGACUCAGGGUUCAUGCCGGCAGCUUUCUCACAUGGAGGAUGAAGGGACAGAGUAAUGGUCUGAAGAAUUCGCCUGCCAGCUGCCCCCCACAGUUGUCCGUCACAACUAGUACUGAAGAUGAUCCGGAGCAGCCCGAGCUCACUCCCAGCAGAGCCCUGUCUGCAGGUGAUGACUCCUCAGAGCUUCAGGGGGUGGCUGCGUUGGACAAUGCGGAUCAGCCAGACCACUCUACCAUCCAAGGGAGAGGAGCUCUGUCGAGGAUAGUCCGGCUGGUCGUGGUGCUUAGAGACUGGGCUAACAAAAGCUUGCGGGAGGAGGAGCAAAGGCCAGACUCGUUUCUCGAGCGGUUCCACGGGCCGGAGCUCCAGACUGUGACUGAAGGAGAUGGCAACGUCCAAGGGGACCAGGAAAAGGACGGCAGCAAACGCAAAAAGAAGAAAUGGGAGCUGUUUGUGGUGGAUCCUGCUGGGGACUGGUAUUACCACUGGCUGCUUGUCAUUGCAGUGCCCGUCCUUUAUAACUGGUGCUUGCUUGUGGCAAGGGCCUGUUUCAGUGACCUCCAGAGGGACUACUGGAUCCAUUGGCUGGUGCUGGACUAUGUCUCGGACUGUAUCUACAUCGCCGAUAUUGUCAUUCGACUGCGCACAGGUUUUUUGGAACAGGGUCUGCUGGUCAGGGACCCAAAGAAACUACGGGAUAACUACAUCACCACCUUACAAUUCAAACUGGACGUCCUCUCCAUCCUGCCAACAGACCUGGCCUACCUUGCAGUGGGAUUACAUCAGCCUGAACUACGCUUCAACCGGCUGCUGCACUUCUCCCGCAUGUUUGAGUUCUUCGACCGGACUGAGACCAGAACCAGCUACCCAAAUAUCUUCAGGAUCAGCAACCUGGUUCUCUACAUCCUGAUCAUCAUCCAUUGGAACGCCUGUAUUUACUAUGCCAUCUCCAAGGCCAUUGGGUUUGGGACGGACACCUGGGUGUACCCCAAUAUCACCGACCCUGAGUAUGGCUAUCUUGCCAGAGAAUAUGUCUACUGCCUCUACUGGUCCACUCUGACCCUGACCACCAUUGGGGAGACCCCGCCCCCUGAGCGCGACGAGGAGUACCUCUUCGUCAUUGUCGACUUCCUCAUCGGUGUCCUCAUCUUUGCCACCAUUGUGGGGAAUGUUGGAUCCAUGAUCUCCAACAUGAAUGCUACCAGGGCAGAGUUCCAGGCCAAGAUAGAUGCCAUCAAGCACUACAUGCAGUUCCGCAAGGUCAGCAGGCACAUGGAGGCCAAAGUUAUCAAGUGGUUCGACUAUCUGUGGACCAACAAGAAGGCUGUGGAUGAGCGUGAGGUCCUCAAGAACCUCCCUGACAAGCUGAGGGCGGAGAUUGCCAUCAACGUCCACCUGGAGACUUUGAAGAAGGUGAGGAUUUUCCAGGACUGUGAGGCUGGUCUGCUGGUGGAACUGGUGCUGAAACUUCGACCACAGGUUUUCAGUCCAGGAGAUUACAUUUGCCGAAAGGGGGACAUCGGCAAGGAGAUGUACAUCAUCAAGGAAGGAAAGCUGGCUGUGGUGGCGGAUGAUGGUGUGACCCAGUACGCUUUACUCACCGCGGGAAGCUGCUUUGGCGAGAUCAGCAUCCUCAACAUCAAAGGGAGCAAAAUGGGCAACCGGCGCACGGCCAACAUCCGAAGCCUUGGCUACGCCGAUCUCUUCUGCCUGUCGAAGGACGACUUGAUGGAAGCAGUGACCGAGUACCCUGAUGCCAAGCGGGUCCUGGAGGAGCGUGGCCGAGAGAUCCUGAUCAAGGAAGGGCUUCUGGAUGAGUCUGCGGCCGCAGAGAGCACGGAAGGGAAGGACACAGAGCAGAAGCUGGAGAGUCUGGAGUCCCACCUGGACACGCUGCACACCCGUUUUUCCCGGCUCCUGACUGAGUACAAUGCUGCCCAGCUGAAGCUCAAACAGCGCAUCACUGUCUUGGAGUCCAGGGUAAAGCAGUACAACCAGGAUGAAUUCUUCUCGGACAGUUCAGACAGCCCCCUGGAGGAAGAAGAAGAAGCUAAAUCCAAAGGGCAGGAGUGAGGGCCACAGAUGUCAGCUCUGGCUGUGUCCUGCAUGGUGCUGAGAUGGUAUUUCCAGGAACGCAUUGCUCCCAAUGCCUUGUACGAGACUUAUCUUGAACCCCUAGAGGUGCUGCUGCCGGCCUUGGAUGGCUGGGAACUGAGUAGAGAGGAGACAGGUGACUCCAGUAGCUCUCACUCAGGUGUAUCUCUCUCCUUGCUGCCUUUAUCCAAGACCUCACAGAUCAGUAAAAGCAUGAGACUGACCUCUGCUGCUGCUAACAUUUCCUUUGAGCUCCUGCAGGGAGCCUGCUGUCCUCUUUCUGGCCUUAGAGAUCAGGACUCCAGUAACUCAGCACCUUGUACAUGGGAGUCAGUGGGGACUCGUGGGCCCCGGCAUGGCCUAGAUGGGGGUGCAUAAGCAUUGAUGUAGUCAGAGAUCUUCACUUCUUCUCCCUUUUUUGAUGGGGCUGGUGAGGAGGAUGCCCUUUUGUUAUCUGAUGGGAAAGCUGGUCCUUCUAAACCGCAAGAGAGAAACUGAACCAUAAACCAGAUGCUCAUUAAUGUAAUUUUGGUAUCUGCUUUUAUAACACACUCACUAUGUUAUGUAAA